AUGUCGUCUGAGAAUGCACCUUCUUCGAACACAUCCCUUUGUGUCCAAACAUCCCCUCAUGCUAGGGCGAAGCGCAAGAUUGCCGCCCUCAUGGAGGAGGUCGAAAUUUUGAAGCAAGAUAAAGCGACAAAGCAAAGGAAGAUGACCUAUUAUGUUUCACAGGGACGAGCGAUUCGCCAGAUGGUGGUCCUUUACACUCCCAUAGAGGAUCUCAUUGCCGAAAAUGACCGGCGUUGUGAAGAAAACGCAGACAGCGACACCACUCCGGAGAACAGCCAAAACCGCCUCCAACAUGGCUAUAUUGAAUUCAUUAAAGUAUUGCCAUGGCUUCAUAAAAAAUUGUCAUGUCUUGACCACGAAGAGUUGGAAGACAUGCUCAGAAAGCUCAAGCGGGGCGCGGAUUCAGCUCGUGGUGACGACACCGGAACUCUCAAAGAGCUCAUGGCGUCAUGGGUAAAUAUUGAGUGUAAUGCGACUCCCCUCAUUAGAGCGGAUGACAAACAUCAUUGGGGUUUUGUGCACGAUGCAUGCGGUCAAUUACUUUGCCCAGCGGAAUGGCGCUGGGGAGAUCCGAUCAUCAGGGCUGGCAUUUGCGACUGUACAAUUUCCUUCAUCGUGUCUGAGAAUUCAUGGCCGGCAUUCAUGUACGAAGACUACCAAGCUGACACCAAGAAUCUCGAACGUGGUCUCUUCAAGUCGAAGCUGUUGGUUAUGGGGUUCAAAGCUAUCUUUACCUCUCCGUCCUCUGCCAACGAAGUGGAUGGCGACGGCGAUGGCACCAAUAUCAUCGAGAACGACUGUCGUGCCAGGAGACGAUCAGAUCAGGCUAAAGUGAAAAUGUAUGAGGAAAGUCACUCCUCGUGCGAUCGCUUAUGCAACUUGCCAAGUAAUCAUCAAUGCUCAUCCCUGACUAUCCGUUUUGCACUCUCUAAUAUCACAUCUUGGUGCGCUGUAGACGGUGAUUUUGAUUAUCAAAUUUUCUGGGACAACAUCGUGGAUUUCUUUGAGGACGCCCCGGGUCCGGCGGCACGAGCCAGAGUUAGAGAGCUCCUUGAAUGGUGGACUAGAAAAGUUUUCGGCAGAAAUCAUCGGGAAGACUUGACGAUGGACGUUGUUUCCCGGAUGUCUGUGAGCGCACUUGCUGCGCAGAGACAAGAGAUGGAAGACGCCGUGUUUGACUCCGAAUAG
Molecule: messenger RNA, 1188 nt
Organism: Suillus discolor
Lineage: Eukaryota; Fungi; Basidiomycota; Agaricomycetes; Boletales; Suillaceae
Exons: 9
Coding region: 1-1188 (395 amino acids)
Source: RefSeq, a predicted model, not a curated record